AUGUCAACAAACUCCAAAGCAAAUCCUCGGAAGCUGAGACGGACGCAAAACGCAUGCGUUGCCUGUCGGCAGAGUAAGAUCAAGUGUUCCGGCGAGGAACCAUGCACAAAUUGUCGACGACGGGUCAUGAAGUGCAGGUUUGUGGAAGCGGGGAACAAGGUCAUGGUAGCAGAGAGAUAUUUCCAGGAACUGCAGAGCCAGGCUAGACUUCAGCAGCAGCAUACAUUUGCUGUUAGGACUCCAUCUGAAAGUACCUGUCCAGAGGAUGUUUGCCCUUCGGCUGAGCAACCACAGCAUCAGUCGAUCGACCAUACAAGGAGUAUCUGGACAAGUCCGUUCAGCCUUCCUUCGAGAAUUGUUAAGGAUGCUCGUGACAACAAUCGCAAUUGGAUUUGGCUUGCUCCCUCUUCGCUAUGGUCGCUCACUGCACGACUCAAGGUCAUGAUAACAGAGAAACUUGGUCUUGAACCUCUUAACAAGAGCCUCGGCUUUUUGGAAGGCGACGUAUACGCCUUGCAAUGGAGACCCGCUGCACCAAAUGAAUCACCUGAUAUAAACGGCCUACCAUCAAUCGAUCAGGCUCUCUAUCUUUUCAACACAGUCAAGUUCCAUCUCGGCCAAAUAUAUCGAUUCUUUGAUGACGAUGAGGCAUUUGUGAGUCAUGUCCGUGAAUUCUAUUGUGGUGAUGCAGCCACAAAAGCUAGCGAAUGCCGCCUGUGGUUUGUGCAAUUCCUUCUGGUUUUGGCGUUCGGAAAUGCGUUCCUGUCACGGUCAUCAAGAAACACUAAGGAUCCUCCUGGUUCAAAAUUCUUCGUGCGCGCGACAUCCCUAAUGCCGGAUCUUGCAUCGUUGUGGGGCGAUAGUUUGCUGGCUAUUGAGGUGCUUGCGAUGAUGGGGUUAUAUCUGUAUUCGAUUGAUCAUAGGGAGUCGGGGCAUGUCUAUGUCGGUCAAGCAAUACGCAUAGCACAGUUGGGAGGAUUGCAUACUCAACUACCUGAACAAGAACUUGGUUCAAGAACCUUGACGAGGUGUCGCAAUCUUUGGUGGACAUUAUACAUCAUGGACCGGCAUUUUUCAUCCUCUGUAGGAAUCCCAAUGACAACGCACGAUUGCGAUAUAACUACUCUAGUCGACCCAUCACAGCAAGACACAGCUCUCAAUCUUCAAGUCAAGCUCUCACAAAUGCUCUCGACAAUUCUGGCGACAAUAUACAAGACCGAAAGAACACAGCUGGGAAUAUUCCUGGAACAGACACGAUCUAUUCUGCAUACAAUGGCCGGCCAUGCCCAGGAAAUUGAGAAGAUUAUUCAUCUCAAGUUCCAGAAUUCAGUGGACACAAUGCCUCGAGGGACGCGCCAUAUAACUUUGUCAUAUCACCAGUGUGUCAUUGUCGCUACGCGCCCCCUUCUCCUAUCAAUUCUAAAGGAACGACUCGAAAAAUUGGAUCAUGGAGAAGAGGACUGGCAGAGCUUCCUGGCUCCCACCAAGGCGUUAAUUAAUACCGGAAUAAAAUCAGCAGCCAAAACACUUCAGAUACUUUCUGAUGAGGAUAGUCUUCUUGAGGUGUUCCUACCAUUUGAGCUAGAGUUUACAUACGGCGCCGCUAUAUACCUGACGAUGACAAGGACGCUCUUUCCGCGUGUUGCUGACGGCGAGACGGGCAGUCAUAAUGCACACUCAAUUUUGGAUGAGAUGAUAUGCAAGGGAAACAAACUGGCAGAAGUCCGGAAGAUGGAGUUAACGCAGAUAGAAUCUCUUUUCCAGCAGCUUGCUACGCGGAUCGAACAGCAAGGUCUUCAAGCCUUGACAUUAUCCAGUCCCGAGCAGAGUGUCAUCAGCGCCAGUACUGGUUAUAACAACAAUGAUAAUGGCCGUCAAGGAGGGGAGGAUUUUGCAACUGCAACUGCAACUGAUCCCCAGACAUCCGCGCACUGCAUGCCCGGAGAUUCUCGAUUACCGUCGGGCCUGCUUCCGCAGGAUACGAGCGAUGUCGAGUUUCUCGAGAGCAUUGGGAUAUCGUCUUAUGAGUUUCUCUCGAUUGUAGACGGUAUUGACGAUAACUUUGGGAUUCUGGAUCCAGCGCAGAGCUGGGAAGGAUGA
Aspergillus chevalieri is the source of this 2100-nucleotide messenger RNA. Its product is annotated as Zn(II)2Cys6 transcription factor. Bases 1 to 2100 code for a protein of 699 amino acids. NCBI's taxonomy places the organism in Eukaryota, Fungi, Ascomycota, Eurotiomycetes, Eurotiales, Aspergillaceae. The record is from RefSeq and is a predicted model, not a curated record. Gene Ontology annotation, cellular component: nucleus. Gene Ontology annotation, biological process: DNA-templated transcription; positive regulation of transcription by RNA polymerase II. The transcript has 8 exons. Gene Ontology annotation, molecular function: DNA-binding transcription factor activity, RNA polymerase II-specific; zinc ion binding; sequence-specific DNA binding.